AUGAUAUUUUCCAAGUGGCUUCCCGCCCUGCUAGGCGGCGUCUUGGCCGCCCAGUGUGCUCUCGCUAUCACCCUCAACGUGGAUGAUGAAAACUCCCUCAAAACCGCCGCUAAAACAGUCGCCGUCGACAUGAUGAAUUACUACAACGACCGCGAGUCCAAAGACAUCCCCGGCAAGCUCGACGGCACUUGGUGGGAGGGUGGCUCGAUGUUCAUGAUCCUCAUUCAGUAUUGGUUCUUGACUGGGGACAGUCAGUUCAACAGCGCCGUGCAGGACGGGAUGUACUGGCAACAAGGCGACGACAACUUCUUCCCGCAAAAUUACAGUCAGUAUCUGGGAAACGAUGAUCAGGUCUUCUGGGGCCUUGCGGCUAUCACGGCUGCGGAACUCAAUUUCCCGGAGCGCAGCGGUCAGCCCUCAUGGGUCUCGUUAGCCCAGGGUGUGUUCAACACUCAGGUACCACGCUGGGAUACUAGCAGCUGUCACGGUGGUAUGCGCUGGCAGAUCUGGCCCUACCAGGGGGGAUACACAACCAAGAACGCUAUUUCCAACGGUGGACUCUUUCAGCUGGCCGCGCGCUUGGCCCUCUAUACCAACAAUGCGACAUAUGCUAGCUGGGCUGAGCGUAUUUGGGACUGGAGUGCGAGUACCCCAUUGCUCCGAAAAACUUGGAUUAUUGCGGACACUACCAGCUGUGAAACGCAAUGUACGGAUCAUGGCGACUAUCAGUGGUCAUAUAACUAUGCGACAUACAUCAACGGAGCAGCUUACAUGUACAACUACACGAAUGGCACCCAAAAGUGGUUAGAAGGCAUCAAUGGGCUGGUAAAAACGUCCGACCAAUUUUAUCCCACAAGCAAAACCUUUGGUGACGCCAACGGGAACAUCCUCAGCGAAAUCACCUGUGAACCAAUCCUCAAAUGUGACCGAAACCAGAUCACAUUCAAGGCUUACUUCUCUUCCUGGCUGGCUUUCAUGACCUUGAUCGUUCCUGGAACCUCUGACCUGGUGAUGCCGAAACUCAGGACUUCAGCUGUCGCCGCCGCUUUGACUUGCACUGGUCUCAGUGAUGGCUCACAUUGCGGUACCAAAUGGUACACGCAGAGUUGGGAUGGCUCCGAUUCACUGGAAAACCAGAUGGCUGUACUGGGGGUCCUCAAUGCGAACCUAGUCCCCUUCAAAAAUAAGGCACCAUUCACAGCCGACACCGGUGGAACCUCCAAAAGUAACCCCAGCGCCGGUACCAACACCUCGGAUGUUGAAGUCCCUCAAAUGAACACAGUUCGUACUGGAGAUCGGGCCGGCGCUGGAAUUUUGACCGUUGUCUUCGUGACUGGCUGGGCUGUGGCCAUCACAUGGAUGGUUCGAGGGGGUUGA
Molecule: messenger RNA, 1377 nt
Organism: Penicillium longicatenatum
Lineage: Eukaryota; Fungi; Ascomycota; Eurotiomycetes; Eurotiales; Aspergillaceae
Product: glycoside hydrolase family 76 protein
Exons: 3
Coding region: 1-1377 (458 amino acids)
Biological process (GO): carbohydrate catabolic process; fungal-type cell wall biogenesis
Molecular function (GO): mannan endo-1,6-alpha-mannosidase activity
Source: RefSeq, a predicted model, not a curated record